This is a messenger RNA of Strongyloides ratti, 873 nucleotides long. Its product is annotated as Ovarian tumour, otubain domain-containing protein. The transcript has 2 exons. Gene Ontology annotation, molecular function: cysteine-type deubiquitinase activity. The coding region runs from base 1 to 873 and encodes 290 amino acids. NCBI's taxonomy places the organism in Eukaryota, Metazoa, Nematoda, Chromadorea, Rhabditida, Strongyloididae. Gene Ontology annotation, biological process: protein deubiquitination. The record is from RefSeq and is a predicted model, not a curated record.
AUGACAGUUCUUGAUGAGGAUUCUUCCUCACCUUUGGAGGAGUUAAAAAAUAGACAUAAAAAAGAGAAAAAAGAAUUACAAGCUCAGAUAACUAAAUUAAAGAAUCAAGCAAAGAAUGAUAAAAAAAGGAAAAAAGAAAUACUUGGUGAAGUUGAAAAAUUACAAAAAGAACUUGAUGAGAGACAUAAAAAAGAAAUUGAUGAACUAAAUCCUGAUACUAUCUCAUCUACAUCUAAUGGGGAUGAUGAAUUAUUUUUACGAUAUGAAGCUGAAAGACAAGCUGCUGAGAAAGCUCGUGAAAAAGCUCGUAUCAAACAUGAAAAACAUCAAGAAAAGAAGGAAGAAUUUAACAAAAAAAUGUCUAAAUUAGCUGCUGAACAGGCUGUAGCUGAUUUAACUUCAAAAAAAACGCUCGAAGCUAAAGAGAUACAAGAAAAAUUAGAUGUUUAUAAUAGAACCGUAUAUGAGAUAGCUCCAGAUGGUGAUUGUUUAUUUAAUUCAAUAUCUCAUCAACUUUCACAACAUGGAAUUGUAUAUAAUGGUGAAGAUUUAAGGAAAAUUGCUGCUAAACAUAUAGAAGAAAAUAAAGACGAUUUUUUUCCAUACCUUAUGAUAGAAGAAGAUCAAUUUGAUAAAUAUAUUUUUGAAACUGCAAAUAUUGCAGCUAAUGGUGGUAAAUGGGGUGGUCAUCCAGAGUUAAAGGCAAUUAGUGAUUCUUUAAAAAAGAAAAUUGAAGUUGUUCAAUCUGAAAUGAGAAAUGUUAUUAUUGGUGAAGAGUAUGAUGGUUCUCCUAUUAUUAUUACCUAUCAUAAAAAUGCUUAUGGAUUAGGUGAACAUUACAAUUCAACAAUUAUCAGGAGUACCACUGUUUAG